GCGGGGCUGGCUCAGUGCGAGCGGGCGGAGGCGUCAGCCCGCAGCGGGGACGCGCAGCCCAGCCCGGCUCGCCUCGGCUUGCCCCUUCCUCGCACACCCCCGCGGCCCGGCUCGGGUGACGCUCUCGGCACCGCCAGCGGCCGGCCGGGCGGCUCCCGAGCACGGCCUGCGGCCGCUCUCCGGUGGCGGCGGCGGGGAGCCGCGGCGAGGAGAAGGCUGCUGCUGCGGCGGCGGCGGCGGGGGGAGCAGCCAUGUUGGAGCGGGGAAUAAAGUGACUUUCCUCGGGGAGGGAGCGCGGCCGGCGGUCCGGCGAAGGCUCUCGGGCGGCGAGGGGAGGGGGGGUUCGGCUCCCGGCGGCCGGAUACCGCUCCUAGGCGGAGGAGAAGGGGAAGGAGAAGGGGCAAAGGAACCGCCCCCGGACUCGCGAAGCUCCGGCGCUGCUGGCUUCCUUAAGCCAGACUCAAUAUCGAUAGAAUGAAAAAAUUUAAGAGAAGACUUUCCUUAACCUUGCGAGGAAGCCAGACCAUCGAUGAAUCGCUGUCUGAGCUAGCAGAACAAAUGACAAUUGAAGAAAACAGCAGCAAAGAUAACGGUGUGAGUAAUAAUGGAAGGAUCAGCUACGGUAAAGUGCAGCCUAUUGUGAAGAAUGGCAGGCCUCCAACGUCUCACAGCAUGCACUCAUUUCUCCACCAGUACACGGGGUCUUUCAAGAAGCCCCCUUUGCGGAGACCACACAGCGUCAUCGGGGGCAGCCUCGGCUCUUUCAUGGCAAUGCCCAGAAAUGGGAGCAGAUUAGAUAUUGUUCAUGAAAAUUUGAAAAUGGGAUCGGAUGGGGAAAGUGAUCAAGCUUCUGGAACGUCAUCUGAUGAGGUUCAGUCUCCCACAGGAGUUUGUCUCAGAAACCGGAUACACAGACGAAUCUCAAUGGAGGAUUUGAACAAGCGCUUGUCGCUGCCCGCUGACAUCAGGAUCCCCGAUGGUUACCUGGAGAAGCUGCAGAUCAACAGCCCGCCCUUUGACCAGCCCAUGAGUCGGCGUUCUCGUCGGGCAUCCCUGUCAGAAAUUGGAUUUGGAAAAAUGGAAACCUAUAUCAAGUUAGAAAAGCUUGGAGAGGGUACCUAUGCCACAGUUUAUAAGGGGAGAAGUAAAUUGACAGAGAAUCUGGUAGCUCUGAAAGAAAUCCGCCUGGAACACGAGGAGGGAGCACCAUGCACAGCCAUAAGAGAAGUGUCAUUGUUAAAAGAUCUGAAACAUGCAAAUAUUGUUACAUUGCAUGAUAUUGUGCACACAGACAAGUCUUUGACUCUUGUUUUUGAAUACCUGGACAAGGACCUGAAGCAGUACAUGGAUGACUGUGGUAACAUCAUGAGUAUGCACAAUGUAAAGCUAUUUUUAUAUCAGAUUCUUCGUGGUUUGGCCUACUGUCAUAGGAGAAAGGUGUUGCAUCGAGAUUUGAAGCCACAAAAUCUACUAAUUAAUGAGAAAGGAGAACUGAAGCUUGCAGACUUUGGAUUGGCAAGAGCGAAGUCUGUUCCUACAAAGACUUAUUCCAAUGAAGUUGUCACAUUAUGGUACAGACCACCUGAUGUUCUCCUUGGAUCUUCAGAGUAUUCAACUCAAAUUGACAUGUGGGGCGUCGGAUGCAUAUUUUUUGAAAUGGCAUCAGGAAGGCCUCUUUUUCCUGGUUCAACUGUUGAAGAUGAACUGCACUUAAUCUUCAGACUUCUUGGAACUCCAUGUCAGGAAACAUGGCCGGGCAUUUCUUCCAGUGAUGAAUUUAGAAACUACAACUUUCCUAAGUAUAAAUCACAACCUCUCAUCAACCAUGCACCAAGGCUAGACACGGAAGGAAUUGAAUUGAUAGCGAAGUUCCUUCAAUAUGAAUCAAAGAAGAGAAUUUCAGCAGAAGAGGCCAUGAAACAUGCAUACUUCAGAAGUCUUGGAACAAGAAUACACACUCUGCCUGAAAGUGUUUCAAUAUUCAGUCUAAAAGAGAUUCAAUUGCAAAAAGACCCUGGCUUUCGAAAUUCCACUUACCCAGAGACCGGACAUGGGAAGAACAGAAGGCAGAGCAUGCUUUUCUAAAGGGGGCAGUGCAGAGUCAAGCCCAAGCCUAUCCUGUCAACCAAGGACUCGGAUCCAAAGGCAGUGCUUUCUGUUGGUGGACUUGGAAUCGCAGUUUGUCUACACUGUCCUCUUAACAGUGGAGUCUUUUUAUUUCCAACCUGCAAAUUAUGUUUUUAUAUUUGUUGUCACAGUGUGACAAUUUUUUGUACAGUUGGUUUUAAGGUCUCCUCUGCCACUAGAGCCAGUAGGUUACAGCUGUUGAUGUAACUGUAGCUGCAAUUUUUGUGCAGGACUGAGAAACACAGUGCAUUAUUUAUUGCGGAAUCAUUGCUGCUAAAUAACUACUGUCUGUAUAGUUAACACAACAGUUCCAUGCCUGAAGAAGUUGCAAUGGCUUUAUGAUAUGUGAAUGCAUCUGUUUCUCUUGAUAAAAUGUUCUACUGCUGCGGGGUUUUUUUGUAUUUCUUAAACUGCAGUGUUUCCUGGAAUGUAAACAUAGCUUUGCUUGGCUAUAGGUGAGCCAUCUUUAAUGCUCUAAGUUCUUGGCACUUAAUUCCUUAUUUAACAUUGGAAGUAUGUGUUGAAAUAGUUGAAAAAUUAUAAUGCAUAUUAUGUUUUUGAAAAGCACAUGGUGUGAAGGUUGAUUCAAACAAGUGAAAAGUAACUUUGAUUUGCUCUCAGAUCCUAUGUUAGUUAUUGAUAAAUUAGAGCAUGGAGGCUGGACGUUUUGUCAGGCUUACUCCAGCAUAACAUAUUUGCACAUUGUUGUGCAUAUGGGGCCUGCAGAAACAAUAACUUUUUUACCUUGUUUUUAACUUAGAAAUACAAAUAGUAAAAGGACAAUUCAUAUAUGUUGGACCCUGGCUUACUUUUCAUUACAGAGGAACAGGGCAACUAAUUACACAAACAUGGGAAUAAUGGCACACUUUUCCCACUUCGUUCCUCUCCCAUUUGUGCAUUAUUCACUUGAAAUCAACUGGAAAGAUGCAAGUUUGUACUUGAGACGAACUCACUAUGCUACAGAGCUUUUACAAUGGGAACUUAGAGAGUUUUUCAGAUCUUAGAUGUUACCUGUUUUCCAGAGAUAGUAAACAUAUUACUACUAUGCUUAUGCAUCUCAGUGAGUAUCAUAAGUACACCCUUGGUGAUGGUUACAGUAUUUUUAAGCAUUUGUGUUCACCUUUAUGAACCUAUUUGUUUAGUGCAUCUUAAAGAGACUGUAAAUCUUUAUUGGUAUAUUUUGAAAUGGUCAUGUAAAUCUUUGGCUGGUAUAUCAUGAAAAUAGUCAUAGGUAACUUAAUUUUUCCUGACAUUCACUGUAAAACGUUCAGGGGUCCUACCAUUUCUGUUCAGGAAAUCUUGUAGUUUAUUGUUAUUUAACAGUAUUAAGUGAAUUUUUGUAUAUUUCAUUUUAACUUUAUUUGUGAAUAGUGAUUGUGGCAUGUUUGGGGGUGUUUUAUUAAUAUUUCAUUGAUACUAGUAAAUUUGAAUUGGGAUUUUUUUUUUUAAUUUUAUUUUCUGGAAGAGAGAAAUUCAUGUGUAACGGUGACUAUUGGACCACUACUGCUUUUCAGCAUUUGUAAACCGGUUUUACGUUAAAUCUUGUAGACCUAACAAACUGCUGUUAUUUCUAACUGACCGACCUGUAUUAAUAUUGUACUUUUGAAAGUAUAAAUAUUAUGUGGAAUUCUUUGGUUUUGUUUUGAAAUUUAUAAUAACAAAAGCCCUGUGUUGUUAAAAAUA
Messenger RNA from Zonotrichia leucophrys gambelii, 3810 nucleotides. It is a transcript of the gene CDK17, whose product is annotated as cyclin dependent kinase 17. Lineage: Eukaryota; Metazoa; Chordata; Aves; Passeriformes; Passerellidae. Gene Ontology annotation, biological process: protein phosphorylation. Gene Ontology annotation, cellular component: nucleus; cytoplasm. The transcript has 18 exons. Gene Ontology annotation, molecular function: ATP binding; cyclin-dependent protein serine/threonine kinase activity. The record is from RefSeq and is a predicted model, not a curated record. The coding region runs from base 475 to 2085 and encodes 536 amino acids.